Messenger RNA from Danaus chrysippus (African queen), 678 nucleotides. The record is from the annotation of a GenBank genome assembly. Lineage: Eukaryota; Metazoa; Arthropoda; Insecta; Lepidoptera; Nymphalidae.
AUGCAAACAUUACAGUCACCAUUAGCCGUGUACGGCGAUGGGCAUUUGUUAAUGGAUACUGUGACUGCGCUCUUCAUAAAACCGAUACUUCAACGUGCGACGUACAAAUACGGCCUCCUGACGAUCCAGGGGGUGUCCACGUGUUUAUAUCUGUGUAUGGACGCAUGCGGGUUCCAUUACGCUAAUAAGGAUCUUUCGGACGACUGCGUGUUCGAGGAGCACAUAGAGGAGAAUAACUACAACACUUACUCGAGGGUGCGAGGCUUGAAGAAGACCUAUCUGGCGUUGGACAAUAGGGGGCGCUCGCGACGCACCCAGAUCCCUUUGAGCAGGCCUCUGGGGAACCUGUCCGGGUAUGCGCUCACUAUGACCAGUCAGUGGGAAGGAGCCAAACACAGCCAGUGCCCGCCGCGCCGGCACCGCGGGAAACUGAAGCGACCGCCGCCCUUCCACAGGAACUGCCAGCGGCGCGUCCAGAAACAGAACCUCAGGAAGAGGAAGCACAAGAAAGCGAACGAUCCGAAGAAGAAGCAGCGUCACCCGAAGGCGCGGAGAAAACACGAGGGCACCACGAGCACCACGACCGAGGUCUGGGACGAGUCUACUAUGUCGACCAUGUCCACUACUGACGGGGAGUUUUUUCGUUCGGCGACCGCUCAGGAGGCGGGCGGCCGCUGA